Molecule: messenger RNA, 392 nt
Organism: Paramecium sonneborni
Lineage: Eukaryota; Ciliophora; Oligohymenophorea; Peniculida; Parameciidae
Source: the annotation of a GenBank genome assembly
AUGAUUAAGUUAUAAGAAAAUUUAUUAUAAACAGCUCUAAAAUUAUUAAAUGAAUUACAUAGUGAAAUUUUAAGAAUAUUAAUUUAAUUAGAGUAAAUAAUAAUUUUGAAUAUCAUAGUAAAUCAGAUUCAAUUUGUGAAAAAGACGAAUAUUCGAAUAGAAAAUAAUUUCAAUCAAUUGCUGCUACAAAAUAUUAUGAUUAAUUUGAUGAUUUAGAUUUAAAAAUGAAUACAAUGUCUAAAAUGUUCAAUUAAUAUAUAAUCAGUCCAGAAGAAGCCUAAGCCAGACUAAAAAAUAAUAUCUUAAGAAGCUUUAAAGAAAAACAUUAAGUACAUAAGAAAAAAGUUUUAAAAUUAUAAGUACUACAUAAGAGAAUAAAUAGUAAGCAAUGA